Vitis vinifera (wine grape) is the source of this 2696-nucleotide messenger RNA. RefSeq names its product large ribosomal subunit protein uL3c. Lineage: Eukaryota; Viridiplantae; Streptophyta; Magnoliopsida; Vitales; Vitaceae. The transcript has 2 exons. Gene Ontology annotation, biological process: translation. Gene Ontology annotation, molecular function: structural constituent of ribosome. Gene Ontology annotation, cellular component: chloroplast envelope; ribosome. Bases 1558 to 2472 code for a protein of 304 amino acids. The record is from RefSeq and is a predicted model, not a curated record.
UUAUUUCUUGUUUUAUUUUCCCUUUAAAAAUAAAAAUAAAAUAAGUGGCGACUCCAACCUUUUUCCAAAAAUUAUUUUUUCACAAAUAAAAAGCGAGUCUCGCCGAUCGAGUGGGGGCGCACGUGAAAAAUGCGGGUCCACACAACGACGAGGCCAAUCGGAAAGUUUGCCAAGGAAGAAAGGCUACAAGCAUGCAGGCAGUAACCGUUGCCGGAGCACAAGAAAUACAGGGAAAAAAGGGGCAUGAUACGAUUGCGGAAUGGAAACAACAAAAGGAAGUGUGCAUUCUAGUAUCAAUUCCCUAUUUAUAGGGACAGGAUCCCUAGGAACCCCAAACGACAACUCGACUGGAAGCACGCCGACCAAAACGACGCGCCGCCUAGCAAAAACCUCAAAUAACAGCUCCCCUCUUUAAAUGCCUACGGAUGCCACAUGUCAUGCAGCCGCUGGAAGGGUUUGAAAAGUUUUUUUAACCUGUCUUUUCUAUCCAAAGUAAAAGCUUGAGUUAAAAGGGGGCAUUGUGGGAACCUCAUGUGCUGCCACAUGGUAAGCCACCCCUGGCCCACGUGGCACCCUCACUCCUAUGUCCAAACGAGUCUAACCAAAGUCGAGUAACCUACCCAACCUAUGGGCAAGGAUGGUCGGAUACAUUAUGUCCUACUAAGGUGGCACGACGCACUCCGGGUAAACCUCCUGACCCAUUCCCAUGGGCAAUCAUUCCACCACAUUAGAAGUACACUUGAUGAGACAUCACCCUGUCUCCGUAGGCAAUCGCUACACCCCAUGCCAUACUUCUUACAGAUUGACGUAGUGGGUGGACCAUCACAUUACCCUUGUGGGCAGCCCUUGUUAGCUGCUUAAUUGAUGAUGAUUACUCUAUCACAAGCCGCCAAAGUUAAGGGUCCACCUUAGCAUAGAUGUGACCCCAUUCCAAACACUAUAAAAACCCUCCUGCAACCCAAAAUGAAGGUACGCAAUAUAAUUCUCUCCUUCCAUUGCCAAGAAGGAGGAUAUCUCUCUAGUUCACAGUUAAUUGUUUGACUUGGCCUUCGGAAGGUGUGUUCGGACAACCUGUCCGGACAUCUUUUGUAGGAACAGGGGAGGAGCCAUCCCCACGCCACUGCACCUAGUUUCUUGCUGCUGUAAUGUGGAACAGCCUCACCCCUAGUUGAUCAAGCUUCAACACAUACCAUACCUCUUUUCCUUAAUUUUUUUGUUUUAUUUUAUUUUUUUUCUCAUAUUUUCCUUUGAAUUAUUUCGUAAUAAAAAUAACCUAAAUUAAUUUAUUUUUUAUUUUCCUUUAUUUUAUUUUUCUUACAUUUUUUCUUAAAUUUUACAAGAACUUAUGAUUGAAGUCUGAAUUACUCUUUUGCAUAUAUUAUUUUAUUUUUGAGAUUUUUGUGAAUUCAUCCGUUCGAAUACCACCUAUGACCGAAGCCUUCUAAUCCAACGAAACGGGGCCGGGUUGGGAGACGUGGGCCUGGAUGGCACAUUUAACAGAUUUGAAGUGGGCCCGCCCAAUCCGGCCCAUCCAGACGGUGGAUAAGAAAGGGAGGGAUGCCGACUACUCUCUUAACUCUCUUCUCCUCCUCCCGUCUGCUGGGUCUCCUUUCAUUUUCCUUUUCCAUGGCGGUCACCGCCUCACUCUCCUGUAUUCGACUGCCUCUAUCACCAACAACCCAACACUUCCCCUCUCACUCCUUGUCCUUAUCUUCCUCUUUCACUCUAAACCCUUUGCAAACCCAUCUCCAAUUGCGCCUCCAACCAUUCCGCUCUGCCAAAUCCACCCUCCCCAUCAUUCGAAUGAGCAUGGAGGCUGGCGUGGGCGUCAUGGCCACCAAGCUCGGCAUGAUGAGCUACUUCGAGCCGGAGGGAAAGGUGGUGCCGGUCACCGUAGUGGGGUUCCGAGAAGGCAACAUCGUGACGCAGGUGAAGACCGAGGCCACAGACGGCUACAGUGCGGUGCAGGUGGGGUACAGGAGGGUGAGGGACCGGAAGCUGACGAAGCCAGAGAUGGGGCAUUUGGAGAAGGCCGGUACGAUUCCGAUGAGGCAUUUGCAGGAGUUUCGGUUGGUGUCGGUGGAUGGGUUUGAGCCCAAUCAGAAAUUGGUCUUUGAGGAGUUGUUCAAGGAGGGUGAUCUCGUCGAUGUUUCCGGGAUAACCAUCGGAAAGGGGUUCCAGGGUGGUAUUAAAAGGCAUAACUUCAGAAGAGGCCCCAUGACUCAUGGAUCCAAAAGCCAUAGAGCCCUUGGAUCCAUUGGUGCUGGAACAACCCCAGGCCAUGUUUAUAAAGGGAAGAAAAUGCCUGGUAGGAUGGGAGGAACCAAAACCAAGAUUAGGAAGCUUAAGAUUGUAAAAAUCGACAAUGAUCUCCGCGUUGUGAUGAUCAAAGGUGCAGUCCCUGGUAAGCCAGGAAAUCUUCUUCGUAUUACUCCGGCAAAGAUUGUUGGCAAAAACAUUCCAAAGAACUAGAUCCAUUGUGUUAAUCUUUUGGGAUAAUGAAAGAUGAUUUUAUUUUUUGUAGCAAGUCUUGAACUAAACUUUUGUUUUCAUGAUUUUAUAUUGUUCCUUUGGUGAUCAGAGAGAGAUGAAUGGUAAAAAGAGUGGCUCUCUUGGUUGAACCUUUCCUAAUGACUGUUCCAGGUCACUUAAUAGGCUUUCUUCCUUAUAUGAAAGAAUAAUCUUCCCUUUGUUGA